Messenger RNA from Botrytis sinoallii, 1008 nucleotides. RefSeq lists its product as uncharacterized. Bases 1 to 1008 code for a protein of 335 amino acids. The transcript has 3 exons. Lineage: Eukaryota; Fungi; Ascomycota; Leotiomycetes; Helotiales; Sclerotiniaceae. The record is from RefSeq and is a predicted model, not a curated record.
AUGUCCUCCGCCGCAGAUGCAUCGUCUUUCCCUCAGUUUCGUCGAUUUCCCAAAGAAAUACGUCUUUCCAUCUGGGAACACACAAUUCCUGAGCCGCGCAUCGUUCACAUUGUUCAAGAUGCAGCUACACGAGCAAUGAAAUCAUACACUUCGAUCCCUACAAUUCUCCACAUCAAUCAUGAAUCGUUCUCUGUCGCUUCAAAACAAUAUCACCGUGCGUUUCGUUGCUGCAAGCCUGGACAGGACAAACCAGAUAAGGAUGUAUCUUAUGUGUGGUUCGAUUUUGAACGAGACUUUCUACUGAUUGAUUACACGAUGGCUGGCGAACUUUGGCCCUCGUCAGAGGAUUGGUCUGCUACUAGUACGAAUCCUCUUCGUUACACUUCAGUUGCUGAGGAUGAACAUAUCUGGAGACUUUUUACUGGAUUGAGACAAUGGUUUCUGGUCCAAGAACUCAUGGGUUGUGGAAAUGUUUUAGAGCCACGCAGCGUCCACAACUCAAAACCUUCCAUUCGUAAGAUUGAACAGUAUCAUCUUGCACCUUCAUAUGACUUAUCGUUCUGGGAUGUAAGUGGCGAGGAAGAUGUCAAUUUUGAGCUAUGUAUGAGGUUAUUCGACAUAGCCAAGAAGGCGCCUCAACCUACGUUAGAACCUCGAGAACUUCUUCGUUAUCCGAGUACUACCUCGAGGCGCAUAAGACAGGCAUUGGAAUUUUCCAUAAAUCGUUCGCAUCUCAAUAAUACACCUCUACCCGAGAUUACACAAAAAGUCAUGCUCAGCCCCAGCUUAAAAAAUAAGUUCAUGGAGGAAAAACUACGCUAUGAGGCACACAUCUUGGAGAACACCCAGAAUCACGAGGAACACAAGGCUGAAAAUUGUAAUUGCCACACGACAGGUAAAUACUGGCGCAGCGAAAUGAAAACUAUGGCACGCCAUCUCGAUACACCUCGGCCGCUGACGCGAGGUAAUACAAGAAGUCGAGUUAUCAAGUCAAGAGGUCGGAAUUAA